Lactuca virosa is the source of this 1134-nucleotide messenger RNA. The record is from the annotation of a GenBank genome assembly. Lineage: Eukaryota; Viridiplantae; Streptophyta; Magnoliopsida; Asterales; Asteraceae.
AUGAUUUUUGUAGACAUUACUCUGUUGUUGGGUAGAAAGAAAAGCGAGAGGAUAUUACUAAAGACGGCAUUCAGCAAAUUCACUAAUGAAGAAUCCAAUCCAUUGCUUAUUGAUAUUGAAGAUGAAGACAAUCAAGGAAACGAAACAGGAAAACCUCGGAUUAGAAGAGAAGGACAAAAGAAAUGUGUGGAGGAACGUGUGAAUUGCACACCAGACAAUUCAAUGCAAAGGGAUCUUAAAGUUGUAGUUUUGAGCUCAGAUUCAAAAAAGAAUAUGAAAACCAAAGUCAAUGUGAAGAAGUUUGCUGCAGGAAAAGAAAGGGUUUCAAAAUCUAAAAAAAAGAUACAGAAACAAAAAGGUUUGAUUCAAAGUGUUGACAUGACAGAAGAUAAUGAAAUACAUAGGCAAAAUGAAUUGAGAACAAAAAGACGGUUUGAUAGUUGUAAAAUAAAAGGUGAUGAAGUUGUUGUUUUAAACUCAUGUUCAGGAAAACAUAAGGUAACUGUCAAGAAGCUUAAUGAAGAUGAAGACUCUGAUUUUGAAGAUGCUAAACCUGUGCUUAUAAGGAAAAAGAGAAUGCAUUAUACUUCCUUCAAAGAUGAUGACAAAGAAAAUGUGAAGAAAUUAAAAAGACAAAAGAAUAAAGAAGGAAAUGUAGUGAAAGCAAGGAAAAUGCCUAAAGUUGUAGGAAAUGAUGCAGAAGAAGCAAGGCGAAUACAAGUACGGACAUCUCCAAAUGUUUUGUACAGUUAUAGGAUGGUACUCAACCUUCAUCAUGGUGAUAUACCAAUUAAUCGGCAGGUUAUUCACGAACUGUUGGGUCUGCCUCUGGGAAAUGUUACAAUAAAGUCCAUGGCUUAUAGAGAAGUUACAGACGACACGAUAACUGUUUGGAAGAAACAAUUCGAUGAUGAAGAUAAUAUUAGACCAAGGGCAGUUCAACAAGUUAUUAUGCAAACAACACGUGCAGAUUUACUCUUUAAAGAGACAAAAAAGUGCAUGGAAUCCAAAAAGCAAAAAAGGAUUCUAUGUUGGGCCAAUAAUCUUACUGCUGUUGCUAUAUGUAGAAAGUGUUCGAUGCGAUUCAGUGAAGAUUGUACGAGGCAGACCAGCAAUAUGUUUUUGGAAUGUUGA